Messenger RNA from Rhizophagus irregularis DAOM 181602=DAOM 197198, 1395 nucleotides. Lineage: Eukaryota; Fungi; Glomeromycota; Glomeromycetes; Glomerales; Glomeraceae. The record is from RefSeq and is a predicted model, not a curated record.
AUGUCCAAAAGUUCCGAAACUGUCGAUAAUAACGGAUUUAUUAUACCGAAUAAUGAUCAAGACCCCGUAGUGGAUUCACCAGCAGAGAGGUGGCUUAAUUGGUUAGGUCAAACGAAUUUAGGUAAAUGUUCGACAGUGAUAACGCUAUUAUUUGGAAUUUAUGUAAGGUGGAACGUAGGUUUAAAUCCAUACUCUGGUCAAAAUAUUCCGCCUAUGUAUGGAGAUUAUGAAGCUCAAAGACAUUGGAUGGAAUUAACAUUACAUGUUCCAAUGAAUCGGUGGUAUUACUAUGAUUUGGAAUGGUGGGGUCUUGAUUAUCCCCCAUUAACAGCUUACGUUAGCUGGAUCUGUGGUAAAAUAGGAUCUAUGUUUAAUCCAGAAUGGUUUGCACUAGAUGUGUCACGUGGAUUUGAAAGCGAGGAAAGUAAAUUGUUCAUGCGGUCUUCCGUAUUGAUCCUUGAAUAUUUGAUAUACGUCCCAUCAGUUAUUGUGUUUGUAAAUUGGUGGCUUGCCAGUAAAUCAUGGCAAAAGCGCGUACCAGUAUUAUUUAUUCUUCUUCAGCCUGCUUUAAUAUUAAUAGAUCACGGCCAUUUUCAGUAUAAUUCUGUAAUGCUAGGACUUACAGUAUGGUCAUUGAAUUGCUUUUUCUAUGAAUAUGACGUUAUAGGAAGCGUUGCCUUUUGUCUUGCGUUGGGGUUUAAGCAAAUGUCACUUUAUUUCUCUCCUGCUAUUUUUGCUUAUUUAUUAGGAAAAUGCAUAAAAAACAAACCCCAAGGAUUUAUCCUUUUUGUAAAGUUAGGUGUGACAGUGAUUAUCACGUUUGCUAUCAUGUUUUUCCCUUUUUUAGAUUCGGUUGAACAUAUUUCGCAAGUUAUUAUUCGUAUGUUUCCUUUAAACCGUGGAUUGUAUGAAGAUAAGGUGGCCAACUUUUGGUGUGCUAUAAAUAUUAUCAUCAAGUUACGCGAAAUGUUUGAAAUUCAUGUAUUAACAAGAAUAAGUUUAUUUGCAACUCUGCUAGCUAUUCUACCGUCGUGUAUAAACCUUGGUUUAAAUCCCGAUAAACAUCGACUUGUUUAUUGUUUAGCGAAUUCCGCGUUGGCUUUUUUUAUGUUUUCUUUCCAGGUUCAUGAGAAGUCUAUAUUAUUGCCCGCAUUACCGAUUACACUAUUGAUUUUAGAUGAACCAUUCUGGAGUAGUUGGUUUAAUAAUGUUGCUUUAUUCAGCAUGUUUCCUUUGUUGAAAAAAGAUCGGUUGAUUUUACCUUACUUUGUUAUAUGGUUUAUGUGGAACUGGAUGGGAUCUUUUGUUCAACGAGACGUGAAACCAGUAGUAUUAAGAUAUAUAUCUUGGGUAAUGACUAUAAUAUUUGUAAUUUUUAAAGAGAAAUCUGAUUAA